This is a messenger RNA of Morchella sextelata, 5535 nucleotides long. RefSeq lists its product as uncharacterized. Lineage: Eukaryota; Fungi; Ascomycota; Pezizomycetes; Pezizales; Morchellaceae. The coding region runs from base 1 to 5535 and encodes 1844 amino acids. Gene Ontology annotation, molecular function: protein binding. The record is from RefSeq and is a predicted model, not a curated record. The transcript has 3 exons. Gene Ontology annotation, cellular component: nucleus; cytoplasm.
AUGGCGGCGAAGGAGCACCAUCGGAAGAAAAUGACGAAUCAUAUCAGCCGCGCUAUAGAAGUAGCACUAGAUUCUCCUGCCGAGUGCUGGAAUGAGAGAUGUGCUGACGAUGGAAGGUUCUGCGUUGACGGCGUGGGGAAACGGAUCAUCGCAAGGGACGAGGCUUUGUCGCAAAGGUCUCAAACACCACGUCAAGUUUACAAUUCAAAAGAUCUCAACUCGGUGGUACCACAUCUCCUCCUUAUAUUCAUCUUCCUCCCGCACGCCCGCAGCGUAUGCAGCGGUCUCGACGACUGCACCAUCUACGGCGGCUGGGAGAACUUUGCCAACAACCUCGGCACCGACCUUGCCCCUCUGCUCGCCCUCUUUGGGGAGCAAGUCACCAAGCAAUUUAUGAGCGAGUCCACGUCGGGGCUCGACAGUAUCCUUUUUGGCCUCGCCCCCCUCGGCGUCAUCACCGCCAUCAUCUCUGCGAUCCGUGUCUCCGGCAGCCCGCGCCUCCGCGCGCUCGUAGGCAGGGCCAAGGAGAGCCGCGGCCAGGUCGAGGCGGACCUGAUGAGCUCCACCAGCCCCGACGUAUGCGAACUGUGGAACGGCGAUGGGGUGGUCAGGGUCCUGGGGCGGCCGGUCCUCCUGCAGAUCAUCCGCGCGCGGGAUGAGAACGGCGCCUACAGGCUAUACACGUUCCAGGAGGCCUACGAUAGGAUCUUUGGUCCCGCCGACAAUGGCGACUAUCCCGUUCAAAGCCUGGGGCAGAACCCACCGAACCUCUCGUUGAAUGUUAAUAUGGACCCGCUUCCUCGGUAUGUGUCAAUACUGCUGAUAUCGAUCGGUGUCUUGCUACAAGGCGGCGUCCUGGUCUACGCCGCUGUAUCCCAGUACCACCUCAAGCUGAGCAAGUACGACGGCGAUGUGGUCAUCGUAUACGGCUUUCCGCUCCUUGCCACCGGAACUAUAUUCCUGGCGAUCGGCAUGUACUUCUGCGCCGAGGUUGUGCAGACCAGCACCAAAGAGCGGACCUGGAACUUCCGCAAGCCAGGCUUCCACUGCGAAGGCAUCAUCUGGCUGCAGCAGGGCGGUCAGACGGUGGGCGACCAGCGGUUCGAGUCCUUCGCGCGCCACAUGGACAAAAAGCACGAGAUCAGGACCUCCGUCAAGUGCGAAAAGCUCCGCACCACGCAGAUCGUCCUGGUCAGUGUCGGCCUCACCCUUGUCGGCUUUGUCUCGCAGUUUGUGGCGCUGCGGGCAAUGCAUGCGACAGUGACCGUCGUGCAGCUGGGAGCGAUACUCAUCAUGACGGCGAUCAGGUCCUGCGCGCAUAUCCAGCGAAAUGACAAGAACGAUAUCCUGGAUCCGCUGCAGGUCGAGGGACAUGAGCUGGAGUGGCUGGCGAAGGACCUUCACGGGUGCACUGCCUGGGAGGUGCAGCUGGGGUCGUUCUAUGUUGGCGAGGCCAGGGAUCGGAGGGUUCCUGACUCGCCCUCCCCGAUGCCCGACUCAGUACAGAUGGCCCCGAUUGAUGAGCUUGACCUAGGGCCGGUAUUUACUAGCGAGGAAGUUUCGAUCCCAGGCUCGCCCCCUUUGAUCCCCCACUCACUCCCUUCGAUCUCCGCCUUACUCCAUGCGGUCCACAACCCCCCUUCGAUCCUCGAUUCACCCCCUGCCAUAUCCGACUUAAUCUGGAUAGACAAGAGCGAAGAGGAUGGCUCAUGGCCGGGCCUCAUUGAGAAGGCGGGCGAGCAAACUCCCGCGGUCCUGGACUCCCCCGCUGUCACCUGCAACCCGCCUCCGAUCCCCGACUCACACCAUUCAAUCCCCGAAUCACCCUCUACGGGCGCACUCCCCCUGAUUACCGACCCAGUACCCGCAGUCUCCGACUCUCUCUCAGCGAUCCCCGCCUCACCCCCUGUAGUCGCCGUCCCGCCCCCCCUGGUUGUCAACUCGGCCUCUGCAGUUCUCAACUCGACCCGUCCAAUCUCCAUCUCAUCCCCUCCGAUCCCCGCCGCACCACCGCUGGGUCCGGUCGGAAGACAGAACCCAGGCGAGCCAGAGAACCUUGCGAUCGAGGUGAUGCAGACCCGCGCACGGCUAGCGGAGCUCUCGCAGGGCUGGGUUCUGCAGCUGCGCAAAACCGUCAAAUCACUGCAGACGACGCUUGACAAGACCAUGAACGAGAUCUACACCAGUAUCACGCUGAAGGAGGACUGGAAGAGCAAGGAGAGCUACUCCUGGUUUCUGCCAGUCUGGGCGGAGCAGAAAGGACCGCUGACUAACAGGAGUUCACGCGGGCCGACGAUGUUUGUUGAGCUCACCAUGACGCGGGGGCUGGAUCAGAAUGACCAUUGGGGGCCAUGGGUGUCCAACCCCUGCGAGCUCGAGGCCAUCCUGUCACUGUGGGUGUCGUCGGCAAAGGAAAAGAGGAUGCAUUCGAAUGGAAGUGUCUCUGGAUCCGUCGGCCAGGCGAGUGAGUGUUUUUGGUAUCUGGGCGUGGGGAGCGAUAAGGCGAGCAGAGACUACAACCUUUGGAUCCACCGUGAAACAGUUCCAUGUAAGGAUAAGUUGUCUGAGGGUCACAUGUAUUUCGGGAGCGUGGACUCCCUGCCGGCGGAUAAGGACGCUCCCUGCCUUACCGUUAAGUCUUCCAAUGCCCUCGAAAUUCUCUGCGCGCAGCAUAUAUACAGCGCCUUCAUGUCCAAGCUUACCCCCGAGAUUGUCAGCAUUGGUGGCACUACCGAGCGCCGUAGGACGGAGAUCACUACCUCCGAAGGGAAUCUCCCAACGUGGAUGCACUUUCGACUGAAUAAUACGAAGCUGGUUCGACUGGCGGGUAUAUUCUUCGAGGCUAGGUUGGGGACAAUAGAGGAGGCUUACUUUUGCUUCUUUCCAUUCCUAAGCAGGGAGGAGAUCGUACCUCUAGCAAAGGAGGCCUUUCGGGAGGCCUCGCAGGCGGCAAAGAGGUGUCAGUCGAGUGGGGGCUGGGAUCAGGCACUGUUGAUUGAUGAGUGGAUGAGUGACAAUAAGGAGGCGACCGGGUUUGACGAGCUGGGUUUGGCCAUCUGGUAUUCGGAGAUAGAUGAGAGGGUUUUGGUGCUUCUCGGUUUUAUAAACAAUUGCAUUAUCAGUCGCGAGUACGAUCAUCCAAUCUGGAGGUCCCCAGGACCGUUCGCGAAGAUUUUGCGGGGAGUGAUGAGGAUGAGUCGGGGACGAGACGCCACCUCUGUGCUAUACUGGAAUACAGUGGUGUUUUAUGUGCUUCACCUGUGGCAAAAGUUUACAUCUCAACGCGGAUUACAAUUUAGCAAGGCCAACAAGGUCGAGGUUAUCAUUAAUAAAUUAAACAAAAAAAAAAGAAAGGCCGAGGUUUUCAAGCUUGCGGUAGAGUUCCUCCAUAGUUUACCUGUAAGCCAAGAUCUUCCACAACAGAUUCAGCUUCUACUCCUCAUCAGGAACCUGGCGCUGAGGAACGACGAAAUCACCAUGGCAAAUAAUAUUUCGCUUGUGGUUUGGAAUGCUACACUUUCGGCGGGAGGAACCCGUGAGUUGGUCAGUGCAAACUACGGAGCCUCUCAGAUACUACUAUCAAUGCGUCUUAGUAGCUCAGUCUUCCUGAACAUGGAGGACUUGGAGAAAUAUCUCCCCAACAUGGCUGGAUUCGACAACGCCGGGGAAGGUGCCAUCACACAGGUUGCCUUAAAUACCUCAUCGAUUGAGGUCGAUCUAAAGCUAUUACGCCCAUACCGAACUCUCUUGCAGGGGGCCGCCGAAGCUGGACGUCUCGAUGCCGUCAAACGUAUCCUUGAGUGCGAGCCAGAAGCCGUUAACGCCGCCCCCAUAUCCCCAUACGGCCGCAGCGCGCUCCAAGCCGCCUCCGGUAAUGGUCAUCACGAGCUGGUAGAGUACCUCCUCACUUGUGCCUCUCCUCGGUCCGAUGUAAACUGUCCCGCCGCGGUUCCAUUUGGCUGCACGGCCCUUCAGGCGGCCUCCCAAGGGGGCCACGCAGACGUCGUCAAGCUUCUACUCGCGAAUGGUGCGUCCGUAGACGUCGUUCCUGUCCCAAACCUCGACCACUGCGUCCAGUUCCGCCGUCGGCUCAACAUGGAUGUCUCGGUGGAGGUCACAGCCUACGGAUACCAAUACAUCCCCGCACAUAGAGUUCAUCAGACCCGUGUUGGGGUAAGCGCAUUGUGUGCUGCCGCCACCAACGGCCACGAGAAGGUUGUACAGACCCUCUUAAGAGCGAAAGCAGAGGUAAAUAUGAUGAGCCACGGCACGGCCCUUCAGGCGGCGGCAGCGGCAGGACACCUACGUGUGGUGAAGAAGCUGCGAAGAUGGGGGGCAAAUCUUAACGUGGCUGCGGACGCUUGUGGGGGUGCUACAGCACUCCAGGCGGCGGUUGGAGAAGGUCAUUUCUAUGUGGCGCGGUAUCUAUUGGACUUCGGCGCCGACGUAGAUGCGCCUCCUGCUGCUUACCACGGACGCAGCGCGCUGGCGGCGGCUGCGGGUCGGGGUGAUACCUUUAUGGUAGAGUAUCUGAUAUAUAAAGGCGCAGAUGUGAACCAAGCCCCGGGUACAUGCUUUGGUACGACGGCGCUCCAGGCCGCAGCACGCAUUGGCAACCCUCAGAUCGUCUCCAUACUUUUAAAGUCAGGAGCAGACAUCAAUGGUCCUGCCGCCACCAUAGGAGGAAUUACUGCACUAGCAGCCGCAGCGGCGGCGGGACACUUGGAUAUCGUGAAACUGCUGUUGAACCACCCGGAGCCGGGUGACGCCAACGCAGCGGCGCCCUACGGAGGGCUUACAGCGCUUCAAGCGGCAGCAGAAGGUGGUCACGCUAAGAUAGUCGAGUUGCUAUUGCUGAAGGGGGCAGACGCAAAUGAUAUGCCUGCGCCAGGUGGGGGGAAAACGGCGCUGGUAGCGGCUCUGGAGGGCGGCCAUGUCGAGGUUGUGAAUAUGUUGAUAGGGGCCGGGGCGAACGUGAAUGAGGGGUUGGUCGAUGAUUUUGGGCACUCCGCAAUCGAGGAGGCAGUCGGAGAAGGCAUGCUGGAUGUGGUUGAGGAAUGGUUGGCUACAUUUAAGCCUCUGAAGAGACGUGGAAUCAUACCGCUUGCGGUAGCAGUACAGAGUGGAAACUUGGAUAUGGUCGAUAUGCUGCUGAAUGCGGAGGCAAACGCUACAAUGGAGGAGGACGAAGAGAACCAGCUCAUGCGGGAGGAGUACGGGCUAGACGAGGACCGAGUUGAGACGAUGAAUAGAAUAUUGGGAAAACCACAAUAUUCGGACACAAUCGAAAAGUCGGCUUCAGAGCGCCUGCUCUUCGAAAGGAAAAUUGCGACGCUAUUAAAAAUGAAGAACCUCUUGCAAAAUAUCAAGUUAGAGGCCCAGGAAUUUCCCAUACACUUGGCUGAAAGGCUGGGGUAUGUAGAUAUUGCUAAGAGAUUAAAGUCAGUGCCUGAAGAAGAGAUGGCACGGAAACGGGGGUCGGAGAUAGUAGAAAAUGGCGACUCCGAUGACGAGAGGAGUAUGGUAUACAUUUGA